Messenger RNA from Conger conger (European conger), 4667 nucleotides. It is a transcript of the gene pcdh12, whose product is annotated as protocadherin 12. The transcript is spliced from 5 exons. Gene Ontology annotation, biological process: homophilic cell-cell adhesion. The record is from RefSeq and is a predicted model, not a curated record. Lineage: Eukaryota; Metazoa; Chordata; Actinopteri; Anguilliformes; Congridae. Gene Ontology annotation, cellular component: plasma membrane. Gene Ontology annotation, molecular function: calcium ion binding. The coding region runs from base 70 to 3588 and encodes 1172 amino acids.
UGUUUCCAAGCUGAUGGACAAGGGAUUACAUGACCAGCAACUGAGUGUGAAUGAGACAAGGCUUCAAACAUGCAGCUGCUUCUGAUUCUGGCUCUGUGGCUGGUCCCCCUGGCCCAACCCCUGGACCCACCGCCAUUGACCAUCCAGUACCGGGUUUGGGAGGAGCAACUGAGCGGGUCCAAAGUGGGCCAGCUCUCAGACGAUCUGCGGCAGAGGGGCGAGGCCGGGGUUCUGGAGGACUUCCGGAUUGUGGAGCAAGGUCAGUCCCUCCCCUUCAAGGUGGGAGUGCAGGACGGCACUGUGUCCACAGUGGGCCAGUUGGACCGGGAGGAGCUCUGCAGGAACUCAAACUUGUGUGAGAUCCUCUUCAGCGUCCUCUACAGGAGGGACGGCGUGGUCCACUUUUUGCGUGUCCGAGUGGAGGUGCUGGACCUUAACGACCACAGCCCCGUCUUCCCAAACGAGGAGCAGGAGGUGGAGAUCUCAGAGACGGCCACCCUGCGGAUGCGCAUCCCACUGGACAGGGCCGUGGACCCUGAUGCCGGGCCCAACGGCCUGCAGACGUACUCCCUGUCUUCCAACCAACACUUCGCCUUGGACGUGAAGAACCCCUCGGCUGGCCCCAAGCAGGCAGAACUGGUGGUCAUCAAAGAACUGGACCGGGAGGUACAGUCCUCAUACGAGCUUACUCUGGUGGCCUGGGACAAGGGAAAUCCCCCCAGGUCAGGAAGCACACUGGUCAAAGUCAACGUCUUGGACUCCAAUGACAACAGCCCUGUGUUCGAGGAGAGCACGCCCACAAUUGAGCUGAGUGAAGAUACCGUCCGGGGAACUGCUGUCAUCCGCCUGAAGGCCACGGAUCCUGACCAGGGGGCCAAUGGGGAGAUUGAAUACUCCUUCAGUAAACACGCCCCUUUGGAUGUACAAAGACUCUUCAACAUUGACCCGAAGACAGGAGCAGUGAUGCUGAUGGGGGCGCUGGACUUCGAGGCGAAACCCGCCUAUGAAAUUGACAUCCAGGCCCGGGAUUUGGGCCCCAAUGCCAUCCCCUCCCACUGCAAACUGCAUGUCAAGGUAAAGGAUGUGAACGACAAUGCCCCCAGGAUACACAUCACAAUACCGCCCGACUCUCCUGUAGCCACCGUGUCAGAGGACGCGGCAGAGGAGACGUUCCUGGCGUUGGUCAUGGUCUCCGACGCAGACUCGGGGGAGAACGGCGAGGUGCAUGUCCACAUACAGCACAACACGGGCAAUUUUCGCCUCAAGAGGAUUCAUGGUGACAAUUACAUGAUUGUCACUAACAGUACCCUAGACCGGGAAAAGAAGAUGGAAUACAACCUUACCCUGGUGGCCAGAGACCAUGGCAAGCCUCCCCUCUCCUCCAUCAGACAUCUACCUGUCCACGUCCUGGAUGAGAACGACAAUGCGCCCGUCUUCACUCAGGCUCACUAUAGAGCCAUCGUGUCAGAGAACAACUCACCGGGCCUCCCCCUCCUGGAGGUCCAGGCCCACGACAUUGACCUGGAACUUGGAGGACAGGUCUCCUACUCCAUCAGGGAGUCCAAUGAUCUCAGCACUCCGACAGCCUCCUUCUCCAUUGACCCAUCAAGUGGCGCUGUCUUCACCGAGCAGGCCCUGGACUAUGAGGAGUCUCACACCUUCUCCUUUAUCGUGGAGGCCACAGAUCAAGGCCAACCGCCCCUCACCAGCAGUGCCACGGUGAUCGUCGACGUCCAGGACGUCAACGACAAUUACCCCGUCCUCGAGGACCCACUGCCUAAGAAGGGGAAAGCCUCUUUGAGUGUGCCUGUGAAUGCAGAGAGGGGAGAGAUUGUGGCAGAGCUCGGGGAUAAGCCCAAGGACACACACAAUAGUCUCUUUGAGCUCUCCGCUGAUAUGAGCAAUCACUCCGUGCACAUCAGGCCGGAAGGCUACCUGGCCGGAACAAUCAGAGCCAGCGAUGCAGAUUCCGGCUUGAAUGGGAGACUCCGUUUCCAAAUAGUGAGCGGAAACUCCGCCGGAUUGUUCUGGCUGGAUGACUCCACGGGACAGCUCUAUGUAAACACCAGCAACGCAACUGAGCUGAUUGACAAGAAAUUUGAGUUCGACAUCAGCGUGUCGGACAUGGGAUCUCCUGCGCUGGUCACCACAGUGACCCUGGAAGUGACCUUCAUAAACCUCCUGGACCACCUGAAGAACUCGUCCCCAGGUCAGAGGGGUCAGCUCAGCUUCACCAUGAUGCUUGCAAUCUGCCUUGGGGCUACCUGCCUGCUCCUCCUCCUGGCGGUUGCCCUGGUGACCACCUUCUGUCGCCCUGAGAAACGGGACAACCAUGCCUACAACUGCAGGCAGGCGGAGUCGACCUACACCCGCCAUCCACGGCGCCCUCAGAAGCAGAUCCAAAAGGCCGACAUCCAGCUGGUGCCGGUCCUGCGAGGGCGGAGGGAGGGCUCCCUGGAGGCGGAGGCCCGGCCCCUUACGUCCGUGACCCCGGAACCAGAGGAGUCCUUCCCGCCUGGACCGUUCCACCUCUCCCCGUCCCUCAGCCGGACAGUCCGGAACCAGAGCUACCCCGAGGAGCACUCGACCCUCCCCCUGAGCCAGGGCCGGACUCUGCGCAAGCCCGGCAGUGUGGAGCUGAACGGAACCCUCCCGCGAACCCCCGCCGCGCCGUACCGGACCCUGCGGAGGGCGAGGAACUCGGAGUCCUCGUCGUCGCUGUCCCAGACGGGCACGCUCAGGCGGCACGGGGGCUCCGAGGCGCGGCUGGAGGACGCGGCGGUCGACGGCCCCGGGUCCCCGCAGACGUGCACGCUGAGGAGGCAGAGACACGGCCAGGCGGGAGAGGACCACCGCCAGAUCCUGAGGAAUCUGGUGCGGCUGUCCAUGGCCGCCUUCGGGGAGAACAACCCCAUCGAGCUGUCGGCUGCCUCCCCUGAGGUGCAGCAGGUUUCCCAGCUGCUCUCCCUCCUGCACCAGGGGCAGCUCCAGCCCAGACCCAAUUUCCGUGGGAACAAGUACUCACACAGAGCUGGCAGGUCUGGGAUGCAGGAUGCUGACUGGCUGAGCACGAAGGACAGCGGACACGGCGAGAGUGAGAUGGGAGACAUGGACUGGGACGUGGGCCGAGAGUCCCCCAUCGACCCCCUGCUCGGCGAAGGCCUUCACAGCCAGAUCACAGACGACGUGUUUUCGGACUUCCCCGACCCGGAGUGGAUGGCGCGCCUCUCCCUCCCUCUCUCCGCCGACUACCACGAGAACGUGUUCGUGCCCGAGGGCCCGGCGUCGAUCGACAGCAGCGGCCCUCCGGCGGAAAGCUCCGGAGACUCCGCCAGCUUCUCCACGUUCGGCAAGUCCCCGGAGAAGGGCGGGGCCCUGCCCGGCAGCCUGCUGUCGGAGGUCAGCACGCUGUUCGAGAUGCUGCUCACCCAGAAGGCCGACGCCCAGCCCCGCACCUCCGCCGAGGUGCUCUACCGCCUGUCCGCGGCCUACCGGCGUUCCAUGGGCCUGGACUCCGCCGGGGCCGAGAAACGAGCCCCCACCAUGCACUGCUCCGCCCUGGACUCCCACAACCAGCAUCUGAACUGAGGGGGGGGGGGGGGGGCAGAGCAGAACUUUCCGGAAUCUUGUUUCGGUUGGCUCCCUGACAGUUACAUGAUUUGUAUUAUCACCCUCUGGUAGCUAGGUUUGAAUGAACUAAUAGACCUCCCCCGGGCAGGAACCCACUCCCCCCCCCUCCUCUAACAGCCACUCCAGGCGCGAUCAAACACCUGUCUGGAACAGGUCAGGGAAAAUAUAAUAAGCUCAUGUGUAGGAAUUUUUGCAGCAGCUCGUUUCCUAAUUUACUGAAGACUUGAGGUUGGGGCGGAAGUGCUGAGAAACAAAUGCGAAGCCUCAUUUUUCAGGCUCCUCCUCGUCCAGACACAAAAUGGACGGUUUCGCUGUCCUGCAGAUGCUGGUAUUCUGUGCGUCUCUGCUGUCUGUGCUCCUAUCAAAAGGUGGCUAACCUGACUGAACUGCAAAUUAUUGUUGGAAAUGGUGGCCAACCUGACUAAACUGCAAAUUCUUGUUGGAAACGCUGGCUAACCUGACUGAACUGCAAAUUCUUGUUGGAAACGCUGGCUAACCUGACUGGACUGUACAUUAUUAGCUCUGCAGCCAUUGUGAACACAUACGCCCGUUUCCUCAUGAAUCUAAUGUUUAUGCUGCAGAGGAAGCCUCGCUUUUGUUUCCAGAGACAAAGCAACAUCCAUCGCAGUCGCCCCCUGCUCCCAAGGACAAGCAUGUGAGAUUACAGCAACAAUAGGCCUCCACGGUAUUCCCAAACUUCCCAAGCCCCAGACGGCAGCAUGAAUGGAGGGAGGAAAGAAGCUUGUUUUGGGAAUUCUGUUUUUUUUUUUUUUUUCAAUAUGCUCUGAUAAAUACUACUGCUAAAACAAUGGCAUAUUCUUUUAAAACAAAGGCGAUGGAUAUCUUACCGAAUGCCUUGGAAUGAGUAAAUAAACACGGUGGCUCGAGGCUCUAAGUGGACUUGAAGCUGUAAGUUAUUGAUUGAGGCAGGAAGUGUUUCUGUGGGAAGGAGACCAUGUGAUGCAGGAUGUUCAGUUGUGCCAUAAACCAAACUGACAGCACUUUGUACAUAACUUUUUAAUAAAAUUAUCACACAA